Messenger RNA from Lasiosphaeria miniovina, 982 nucleotides. RefSeq lists its product as uncharacterized. Lineage: Eukaryota; Fungi; Ascomycota; Sordariomycetes; Sordariales; Lasiosphaeriaceae. The record is from RefSeq and is a predicted model, not a curated record. The transcript has a single exon. Bases 123 to 815 code for a protein of 230 amino acids.
AAUUGAGUAUUUUUGGGCCUCGUAGAAAAGGGAGGGCUCAAGCCAGCCAGCCUGGUAAUCUGCUAAUCAGCUACACCUGAUUAGCUUAGGUAGGGAACCAGAGCGGCCUGCGGGGAAAUAUCAUGUCGCCAUUGUCCAACCAGAAGCCAGCCGCUGGGGCAUGGUCCGUGCUCAUAUCCCUGCUCUUUGCCUUGCAGUUGCAGUUGCCGACCAGAGACCGUCGGAGACUCAAAUGGGUUUCUCCUUCCCUCACAAAGGAUGGAGAUGGUUCCAUAGAGUUUGAACCAGGCCACGCAGCAUAUCUAGGUUCAAGUCUUGCAAACACAAACCUGCCUGCCUACGGACUCUGCGGCGCUGUGCGACAAUUUGUGUGUCUGAUUGCAUCUCCCGUCGCACCGCUUUCCCUUGCAAAGCAAAACCAAGCGAGUGAUUGCGCUGGUUACAGGCGUUUCGUUAUCCAAUCCUCCAGCAAACAAAUCAACUCAUUCGUAGGUAGGUUCAUUCGUUGUGGUCACCGAAGCUGCCAUCAUGCUCGGUGCCCGAUUAUUCCCUAUUUCCAUCGUUCCGGUAUCACGAACGGAAGGAACCUGGGUCUCAGCCAAGGCAUCCGAGUUGAGGUGCCAGGUAGGUACUGCACCUCAGUAGGUAACGAGGUGUAUCCACCUAACAUAGUCCUAGAGGCUACCGAGGUGGUAGUGUUGUUGUGGGCAAACGGCAGUCAGCGACGGGAAUGGAGAUUGAUGCGGCAGCUGGCUUCUGCUGGGGGCCGCGGAUGCGUGUGUUUGGGUCUUGGGACGGGCCACGCAACCCAAUGAUACUCACCAUCUCGGAGUCUCCGGUGCGUGGCCAGUUUCUCGCAGUCGUGGAAGCAAGCACUUGUCCCUCGACUCGCCGGCCCAGACAAUCAGGCAGGUCGCAUCCGCAACCAUCCGCCUCUCUCUCCACUGUACAUACUGCACUGCGCCUUCAUUGGCGCCAUGGC